AUGUCGUUUGAUAUCGAGCACGUCGUGAAGAACGCGACCAACAUCGAGAAGUGGAUGCUACUGUCUGGAUCCGACUUUUGGCAUACAGCAGCACUUGAACGAUUCGAUGUACCACGCGUCCGAUGCAGCGACGGCCCCAAUGGCAUCCGCGGUACACGCUUCUUCGGCGGAGUCUCGGCAGCAUGUAUUCCAUGCGGCACAGCUUUAGGCGCAACAUGGGACAAAGAACUGCUCUUCAAGGCUGGCAAGCUACUGGGGGAUGAAUGUAUCUCUAAGGGCGCCCACUGCUGGUUGGGACCCACCAUCAACAUUCAGCGCUCACCAAUGGGAGGCCGUGGCUUCGAAAGCUACUCCGAAGACCCUCACCUAUCUGGUCACCUCGCGGCGAGCAUCGUCAAGGGAUGUGAAAGCACCGGCGUCCAAGCGACACCAAAGCAUUUUGUUUGCAAUGACCAGGAACACGAGCGGAGAGCUGUCAACACAAUCAUUCCUGAACGAGCACUGCGAGAAGUUUACCUCCGACCGUUUCAAAUUCUUGCUCGGGAUGCGCGGCCUGGCGUUCUGAUGACUUCAUACAACAAGAUCAACGGUCUUCACGUUGCACACGAUCCUCGAAUCCUUACCGGUAUUGUACGAGAAGAAUGGGGCUGGGAUCCACUGAUCAUGAGUGACUGGCAUGGAACAUACUCAACGACUGAAGCUGUGAACGCUGGCAUGGACCUUGAAAUGCCCGGACCUCCAAAGAUGCGUGGGCGACUGGGCGACUUUGUUCAAAGCUCACGUCUCAUCAAACAGUCUGUCCUCGACCAAAGAGCGAGACGGGUGCUGGAAUUCGUCAAGCGUGGGGCGAAGAUUGAUAUCAAAGAAGGGCCCCGAGAUCUACCGGAAGAUCGAAAAUUGAACCGUGAGAUCUGUGGGAAGAGUAUUGUGCUGCUGAAGAACGACGACGGUCUCCUUCCGCUCCCCAAGAACGCUAAAAAGGUCGCCCUACUCGGAUCGCAUAUGAAACUUCCAGUCAUAUCUGGUGGCGGCAGUGCUGUGUUGCAGCCUUACUACACCGUGACUCUCUCAGAAGCGUUGACCGAACGCUAUGCUGCUGCUGGUGUUGAAGUGACGCAUGAAGUCGGUGUGCCAGCGUACAAGAUGCUUCCCCUGCUUAGCAAGCUCAUCCAGCGACCCGACCGCUCUCAUAUUGGAGGUAUCAUGCGCUUCUACAAUUCACCCGUUGGAACCCCGGAUCGAAAAUGGGUCGCUGAAGAGCACUUUCAGACUGCAUAUUGCCAGUUGAUGGAUUACAAGCACCCUCAACUGAACUUUGAUCUCUUCUUCAUCACUGCCGAAGCAAUCUUUACACCGGACGAGUCAGGCCUUUGGGAUUUUGGUCUGUCUGUUUACGGCACGGCAAACGUCUAUCUGGAUGGCGAGCUGAUAAUUGAUGAAUCAACAGAGAAACAAAAUGCUGGAGGCGCGUUCUUCGGCAAAGGCACACCGGAAAAGAAGGGCUCAAGACACCUCAAGGGUGGCAAAGAGUACAAAAUCAUCAUUGAGUUCGGUAGCUCCGCCACUUCGACUAGCCCGCAGAUUGGAGUGACUACAUUCGGUGGAGGUGGAUUCAGACUGGGCGCAGCGAGGAGAGUCAACACAAGCGUCUCUAUCCAACGAGCCUGCGAUCUGGCAAAGGAAGCCGACUACGCUGUCAUGUGCACCGGAUUGACCGAAGAAUGGGAGUGCGAAGGAUCCGAUCGAGUGUCGUUCUCGCUUCCUCCGGGCGUCGACGAGCUCAUCUCGAAAGUCCUGGAAGCACAACCGAAGACUGUACUCGUGACGCAGUCUGGAACUCCGUUCGGUAUGCCGUGGAUCAGCAAGGCCAAAUCCGUUGUGCACGCUUGGUAUGGAGGAAACGAAGCUGGCAACGGUAUUGCGGAUGUGCUGUUUGGAGACGUCAAUCCCAGCGCCAAGUUGCCUCUGAGCUGGCCAGCUAGCCUCAAGGACAAUCCCGCAUACCUCAAUUGGGGCAGCACACAAGGUAGGGUAAUGUAUGGAGAAGACGUCUUCGUCGGAUACAAGUUCUACGAUGAGAUGGAGAGACCACCGCUGUUCUCCUUUGGGCAUGGACUAUCGUAUACUACAUUCUCAAUCAAGCCAAAAGCAGUGUUGAAGGAUGCUGUGAUGGUGGAAGUACACAACUCUGGCAAGAUCGAUGGCACGGAAACGAUCCAAGUCUAUAUCCACGCGAAGACCAGUGCUAUUCGUCGACCUCUAAGAGAACUUCACGGGUUUGCCAAAGUUCUUCUCAAGGCAGGUGAGACGAAGACAAUCGAGGUCAGCAUCGACAAAUACGCAGCCAGUCUCUGGGACGAAGCGGAGGAGCAGUGGAUGCGCGAGAAAGGUGAAUACGAAGUACUGGUCGGGCCGACAAGCAGAGAAGGUGACAUGGUAUCUGCUGGCUCUUUUGAGGUAGAGGAGACAUCCUGGUGGCUCGGCCUGUGA
Cyphellophora europaea CBS 101466 is the source of this 2490-nucleotide messenger RNA. RefSeq lists its product as uncharacterized. Gene Ontology annotation, molecular function: beta-glucosidase activity. The transcript has 3 exons. The record is from RefSeq and is a predicted model, not a curated record. Gene Ontology annotation, biological process: glucan catabolic process. NCBI's taxonomy places the organism in Eukaryota, Fungi, Ascomycota, Eurotiomycetes, Chaetothyriales, Cyphellophoraceae. The coding region runs from base 1 to 2490 and encodes 829 amino acids.